Molecule: messenger RNA, 1127 nt
Organism: Lontra canadensis (Northern American river otter)
Lineage: Eukaryota; Metazoa; Chordata; Mammalia; Carnivora; Mustelidae
Gene: MRNIP
Product: MRN complex interacting protein
Exons: 7
Coding region: 40-1050 (336 amino acids)
Biological process (GO): mitotic G2 DNA damage checkpoint signaling
Cellular component (GO): nucleus
Molecular function (GO): chromatin binding
Source: RefSeq, a predicted model, not a curated record
AGAGCAUAGGGCGCAUGCGCAGCGGCGACGGCGUCCGCAAUGGCUCCCUCACAGCGCGUUUGGGUGCUGCGGUGCUGCCGCUGUCGCCUUUUCCAGGCGCACCAGGAGAAAAAGGGUCUGAAGUGGACAUGCAAAGCUUGUGGAGAGAAGCAGUCAUUUUUGCGGACUUACGGUGAGGGCUCCGGUGCUGACUGUAGACGCCAUGUCCAAAAAUUAAAUCUGCUACAGGGACAGAUUUCAGAGAUGGCAUUAAGGUCUCUGGAAGAACCUGGAAAUGUUGAUGAAGAGGAAAAUGCGGGGCCCAGGCAGGCUGAGCGUGAGAGUGUGCAGGAAAAACCCCAGUCCUCAGAGAACCGCUGGCUGAAGUAUCUGGAAAAAGACUCGAAAGGGCUGGGGAUGGAAGGAGGCGUGUGUUUCGAGAGCCCACCCUCGUCCAGGACAGAGAAGCCAGAGCCUUCCUUCAACACAGGCCUGCCUAAAAAAAGGAAAUGGAGCCAGAGCACAGUCCAGCCUCCACCCAGCCCUGAUCUCCAGAACCUAGGUGAUUCUGAGGUUACCUUGGAGCCCCAGAAGGACGAAGCUGGCCUGGCCGGGAAGGUCAAAGGCGGCGGGGACCACCACAAGGACAGGGGAGCUGUUCCUCGGGUGGGUCCUCCACGUCUGGCCCCACAGGUCAGAGCUACAUCUUCCAAGUGGGAACGAUUCCUUCUGCCACCUGGAAAUGGCCCACGUGCAGACAUGGAGCCCUCACUGGCCCUACAGAGAGACCCCAAGCAUGCUGAGGCAGCACUGGCUGAGCAGGGGACCCUGUGGGUCCAGACCCCAAGGGAAGGGCACCCCAGCAGGCCACUCGGUGCACCCAAACUUCCCUGGCCUGCGCAUACUUCCACAUCGGGGUCUCAGAGGCCCUGUGUAAAGCCCUCCAGACAACCACGGGACACUGGUCCUCUGGCAAAGGGCAGUCCCUUGGUCACAGGGAUACAGGAGCCCCCACUUGUGCGACUAUGUGACCUUUUUAAAACUGGUGAGGACUUUGAAGAUGAUCUGUGAAGUGACUUAAACAAGGUUACCCACCCGGACACAUGUUACGUGAGCCCUUAUCCCCUGGACCUCUUGGCCACUGCCAG